This is a messenger RNA of Lates calcarifer (barramundi perch), 2227 nucleotides long. RefSeq names its product histamine N-methyltransferase-like. The record is from RefSeq and is a predicted model, not a curated record. The coding region runs from base 256 to 1155 and encodes 299 amino acids. Gene Ontology annotation, molecular function: N-methyltransferase activity. NCBI's taxonomy places the organism in Eukaryota, Metazoa, Chordata, Actinopteri, Centropomidae. The transcript is spliced from 7 exons.
AAGUCAAACCUCUCAUGAAUAAGGAGUAUGACUCUAACCUUCUAUGCGCGUUUAAAAAAUACACACAGGUCAUGGAGGACGAAGGUUUUGCUUUAAUACGUCGUGUUUGGAGGCUGGAUUCUGAUUUUUCUUGAGGGGGUUUGUCUGCCACCUUUGGCCCUCCUUAAGAGGAAGCUGUGACACUAGUGGGAGGGUUUUAUUCCAGCCAGCAGAUCUCUUCGGACUCACACAGUUCUGCUCGACGUAUUGUGUGCCAUGGCAUCUCCACUGAAGAGUCUGGUUAAUGAUGAUAGCAGGUACCAGAAAUCCUUCCAGCUUUUUCUGGAGCGCUCAUCCGAGCAUCAGUGUAUGCAGGACUUCAUCCACAAUAAGCUGCCAGACAUACUGGCCAGCAUUGGAAAUGGAAAGUCUCAUCUAAAUGUCAUAGGAGUUGGAAGUGGAGCUGGUGAGAUUGACUUAGAGAUACUCUCCGAGCUCCAUAUGAAGCACCCAGGGGUGACUGUGGAUAACGAGGUGGUGGAGCCUAGCAGCCAGCAGCUACAUAACUACAGAGGUACAGCCUUUAUAGUUUUGGUGUCACAGAAACCAGGUUUAGACUACAUCAAAUUUACCUGGAACAAGAUGACUGCCUCUGGGUUCGAGGAGCACUGGAAAGUGAAAAAUAUGACAAAGAAAGCUGACUUCAUUCACAUGAUACAGAUGCUGUACUAUGUGAAGGAUCCUGGAGCUACCAUCAACUUCUUCCAGAGUCUCCUUGACAAGAAUGGGAAGCUUCUUAUCAUUCUAGUGUCUGGGGAGAGCGGUUGGGGAAAGCUGUGGCGGACUUACAGGAACCAGCUUUGUAACACAGAAAUAAGUCAGUGUGUGACCACUGGAGACAUCAAAAGCUUCCUGGACUCCAGGGGGGUGAGCUACCAGAGCUAUGAGCUGCUGUCUCAAAUGGAUAUCACCGAGUGUUUCACUGAGGGGGAUGAGAAGGGAGAGCUGCUGCUUGAUUUUCUCACUGAGGUGCUGGACUUCAGUAAGACAGCCUCACCUGAGCUGAAAGCUGGUGUCAUGGAGUUACUUCGACACCCAGACUGUAGUGUUGAGUCCAACGGCAAAGUUAUCUUUAACAACAACCUUGGAGUGAUAGUCAUAGAUCAGGUCUCUUAAAAAAUGUUUUGUUAGUAUAGUGAAUAUGAAAUUUGCAGUAUAUGCGUAACACAGUUGUCGAGUUUUAAGCAGGGCGUUUGUUCAAAAUUGUACAUUAUAUAAUCAACUGUAUAUGAUUAACAAACUUUUUAGUGUAAAUUCAAAAUGCCUUGUUUUACAUGGUCAAUGGUACAAACGUCCCGCACAAUCUGAAGUUUCUCGAGGAAUGUCUGUGAAGAUUCACCUCAUCCAAGAAGCUUCUUCUAUUCUGACUGAGUCCAGUGCAGUGAGGAAUGCACAGACCUAUAUAUAGGUGAAACUAAACAACCAUUUAUCUACACCUGAAGGAUAAGGGACACUCCUUUGAUGACAACAACAUACAGAAUUUGAAUGGGGAAGUCAGUUAGUUUGAAAAAGGAGCAAAGGAGGCAAGCUGUGUUGAAAUAAGGAAACUAUCCCUCAACAGAGGAGGAGGUGUACAACACCACUUAUCUCCCAACCACAAUGCUGUCCUUUCACCCCUUCCCAGGAGAUUUUAUAACCAUUCACACUUGGCCUCAGGUGACUCCAGCGACUUUAACAACUAUUGUUACAACAGCCAGGAGCACUAAUGAACCAAAUGACAUCAAUUGCUGUGGAAAUGAUCGCGCAGAGGUUAUACACCUGGGACUCCCCACCAGUCAGUCAGAACUGAAGAAGGCUCUUGGAUGACAGGUAAAAAGCCUUAAAGUAUCUGCAACCAAGUCCAGUUGCCCUUGAUUCAACCCUUCUUGGGUUAUCCCCAGGCAUCUACUUUGAUUUUAUACAUUUUCUAAGAACACUUAUUUUGGUUUGAUACAGUAUUAUUAACUGAUAUGUUAAUUAAUUAACAUGUUAAUUGUUUUUUUCCAAACGCAUUUGUUUCAUUGUCCUGAUCCACUCACAUUUCCAAAAAAUGUAAAGUUCAGAGUUUUAAUCAGCUUCAGACUCUAGCAUCAUAUGAUUUUAAUGGGCUACAGUUGCCAUGCUGUGCUGCCAACCCCAUUACACUGCUGCUCUCAUUGGAUCAUAUAACUUUGGAAAUAUAAAAAUAAAUGGAAAAUUGAACAUUUAA